AUGGUGAUCCAGGUCCCAGGAAUGGCAGAUCAGUUUGAUGUGAAGCUGAUUUCCUCAUCAGUGUUCUUCAGUACAAGAGCACAUUGUUCUUGUGGUUCUGGUAACAAUUCAUGCAGGCAAUCCAUCCUCGUCCAACUCCAGUUCUCCUUCAGGGACAACUCCAACCUGUACCUGGUGAUGGAGCACGUGCCGGGUGGGGAGAUGUUCUCCCACCUACGACGCGUCGGAAGGUUCAGAGAGCCCCAUGCCUGUUUCUGUGCCGCCCAGAUCGUCCUGGCCUUCCAGUACCUGCACUCACUCGACCUCAUCCACCGCGACCUGAAGCCCAAGAACCUCCUCAUCGACCAGCAAGGCUACCUGCUGGUGACGGACUUCAGUUUCGCCAAGCGCAUGAGGGGCCGCACUUGGACCCUGUGCGGGACCCCUGAGUACCUGGCCCCCAAGAUCAUCCUGGGCAAAGGCUACAAGGCCGUGGACUGGUGGGCCCUGGGGGUGCUCACCUAUUAGAUGGCCGUGGGCUUGCCCUUCUAUGCCGGCCAGCAGAUCCAGAUCUGCCAGAAGAUCAUCUCUGGGAAGCUGCAGUUCCCCUCCCAUGUCAGCUCUCACCUCAAGGAACUGCUGCGGAGCCUGCUGCAGGUGGACCUCACCAAGCGCUUCGGGAACCUCUGGAACGGGGUCUGCGACAUCAAGAACCACAAGUGGUUCGCCACAACCAACUGGAUCGCCAUCUAUGAGAAGGUGGAAGCUCCCUUCAUCCCGAAGUUCACAGGCCCUGGGGAUGCCAGUAACCUUGACAACUACGAGGAGGAAGAGAUCCAGAUCUCCAUCAAUGAGAAGUGUGCCAAUUAG
Cebus imitator (Panamanian white-faced capuchin) is the source of this 849-nucleotide messenger RNA. RefSeq names its product cAMP-dependent protein kinase catalytic subunit gamma-like. The record is from RefSeq and is a predicted model, not a curated record. Gene Ontology annotation, molecular function: cAMP-dependent protein kinase activity; ATP binding; protein kinase A regulatory subunit binding. Gene Ontology annotation, cellular component: cAMP-dependent protein kinase complex; nucleus. NCBI's taxonomy places the organism in Eukaryota, Metazoa, Chordata, Mammalia, Primates, Cebidae. Gene Ontology annotation, biological process: peptidyl-serine phosphorylation.